Messenger RNA from Elgaria multicarinata webbii, 10221 nucleotides. RefSeq names its product forkhead box N3 (gene FOXN3). Lineage: Eukaryota; Metazoa; Chordata; Lepidosauria; Squamata; Anguidae. Gene Ontology annotation, biological process: regulation of DNA-templated transcription. The transcript has 7 exons. The coding region runs from base 211 to 1698 and encodes 495 amino acids. Gene Ontology annotation, cellular component: nucleus. Gene Ontology annotation, molecular function: cis-regulatory region sequence-specific DNA binding; DNA-binding transcription factor activity. The record is from RefSeq and is a predicted model, not a curated record.
GAGGGGGUCCCAUGCCCUCCUCGUCUUUACUCAUCGGCUCCGGGAUCCCCUUUUCUCUUUCCCCUGCUCCUAACCUUCGGCCACAUUGUUGGCUCCAGGCGAGGGGAGCAAGCGAUGCCUCGUUCCAUCGGAUGAAAAGUUUGCAUAAUGAUUACGGGCAAGACCGCCGUGAAAAUCUAGAGCUCUCUCAAGCCAGGAACCUCAUUCUAAAUGGGUCCAGUUAUGCCUCCCAGUAAGAAGCCAGAGGGCUCGGGAAUUAGUGUUUCCAGUGGACUGAGCCAGUGUUACCGGGAUAGCGACUUAUCAAAGGCGCUUCACGACGAUGAGGACUUAGACUUUUCUUUGCCUGCCCUCCGAUUGGAAAAAGGUCCCAUGGAGGAUGAAGAGCUCACCAACUUGAACUGGUUACAUGAGAGCAAAAACUUGCUGAAAAGCUUUGGGGAUUCGGUCUUAAGAAGUGUUAGCCCGGUGCAGGAUCUUGACGAUGACACCCCUCCGUCUCCUGCUCAUGCAGACAUGCCCUAUGAUGCCAAGCAGAACCCCAACUGCAAACCACCGUACUCCUUUAGCUGCCUCAUAUUUAUGGCCAUUGAGGACUCUCCAAGCAAACGCCUGCCUGUAAAGGAUAUAUACAACUGGAUUUUGGAACACUUCCCUUAUUUUGCAAAUGCCCCCACUGGAUGGAAAAACUCUGUGAGGCAUAAUCUGUCGUUGAAUAAGUGUUUUAAGAAGGUGGACAAAGACAGAAGUCAGAGUAUUGGGAAGGGGUCUUUAUGGUGUAUAGACCCAGAAUAUAGACAAAACCUUAUCCAGGCUUUGAAAAAGACCCCCUAUCACCCAUAUUCUCAUGUGUUCAGCACACCGCCAGCAUCUCCUCAGGCAUAUCAAAGCACAUCAGGUCCACCCAUUUGGCCAGGAAGCACCUUUUUCAAGAGAAAUGGAGCUCUUCUACAAGAUCCUGACAUUGAUGCUGCCACUGCCAUGAUGCUUUUGAAUACUCCCCCUGAGAUACAAGCAGGUUUUCCUCCCGGAGUGAUACAGAAUGGAGCCCGCAUCCUGAGUAGAGGAAUCUUCACAGGAGUUAGACCACUGCCAAUCAACCCCAUUGGAAGCAUGGCUGCUGCAGUAAGGAAUGGAAUAGCAAACUGCCGGAUGCGGACAGACAGCGAGCCGUCCUGUGGCUCUCCAGUGGUUAGCGGUGAUCCAAAGGAGGACCACAACUAUAGCAGUGCCAAAUCUUCCAACCACAGGAGCACGUCACCCACUAGUGACUCCGUUUCCUCUUCCUCUGCUGAUGACCAUUACGAAUUCGUUACAAAAGGCAGCCGGGACAGUAGUGAGAGCAGUGAGGUCAGCUUCCAUAGCCAUGAGAGCCAUAGUGAGGCAGAGGAGGAGGACAAAAGGCAGAACCGAAAAGAGACCAAGGAUUCUUUGGCUGAUAGUGGGUACGCCUCUCAGCACAAGAAACGUCAGCAUUUAUUGAAGGCAAAAAAAGUACCGUGUGACACACUGCCUCUUAAAAAGAGACGUACAGAGAAACCCCCUGAAAGUGACGAUGAGGAGAUGAAAGAAGCAGCUGGAUCGCUCCUGCAUUUGGCGGGAAUUCGGUCUUGUUUGAACAACAUCACCAAUCGGACGGCAAAGGGGCAGAAAGAGCAAAAGGACACCACAAAAAACGAGAACAAAUCCAUCGAUUGAACUUAUAAAACAAUUUCGUUUCAGCACGUCAGGUGAAUUCUAAUGAUUUGUGGCAAUAUCAACAAAUAUUUUCUUUGUUCAAGUUUUCUCUUUUCUUUUUCCCCCCCUCCUCUCUCUCUCUCUCUUUGUGUUUGUUUCUUUUUGGAACCUUUAAGAUUUUAUUUUUUAUUUUUUAAAGGAGAUUGAAGCCAUAGAACUCAUACUGAUACUCAACUAAUUUUACAAAAGCUUUUCAUUACAUGAAGACAAAAAAAGAAAGUAAAAGCCAAAAUUGCCGUUGCUUUCUCCAGCUUUUGUCAGAAAUGCGUGGUUGAAUGCGCUGUGACAUGGCCAGUUAAUGUGAGAGGAAUAAAAUUCGGCACUUGAAAAUCUCUUAUGCUUAGAAGAAAUUGGCUAAUUUGGUAAUUGUUCAGGCCAGGCUCUUAAAAUUCCAAAAACAAAAAGGCCUUAUCAUUGGGUUUUAUGUGUGAAUGUGUCUAGAGGUUUCGGGGGAAGUGAGAGGCACACGGAUCAUUCAGUGGCAUUCGCUUGCAGUUGUGCCAUAGAAAUCUUGGAAUAGCCGCUAGAGACAGCUGCUCAUACAGUAAUGAACUAUUAGUACUUCAUGUACUGUGUAUGGCUCAUAAUGUGAAGACUUAAUAACUUUUAAAUUAUGAAAACUGAACUUUGUAUGCAAUGAUUUCCAGUGAAAUAAGGAGAAAGGGAUGGAGCGGGUAGGGUGGGGAUUAGUGAUAUUCUUUAAUCAAUUAAUUGUCUUCUAUAUUUAAAUUAAAAGAAUGUUUUUUAAAAAGCCAUAAGCCUGAAAAUUGGCACUGCCUGCAAAAAUGUUAUGGGAAAACAAGCUAUGAGUUCUUAACUGCCUGAGUGAAAAGCAAUCAAGUCUAAAGAAAAUUAUGAGUAGAUAUUUAAGGAGGAUCAAAAUGAGGAAACUUUUUCUACAGGUCACAAAGAUUUGAUCUCACUAGGGAAAAAACAUGCUACAAAACCUGCCAUUAGUAUUAUAUUGCCUUUUUUUUCUUUCAAAAAAAAAAUCCAUGUUGGUUGGGCAAAAAUAUAAAAUAAUAUUACAUAGAGCUCCUUACAGUGCUCCUCAAAGCGGUGUACCCAAUUAAUGUCAGUCAGGAUUCAUCUGUGCAAAAAUGACAAUAUAUUUCCAGUUGUAACCACUGUAGCCAGCAGAAAAUUCUGAUCCACAUUGCAUGGAUUCCUUUCUGGGAGGGACUUGGGAGUACAAAAUAAAAAACCCCUUUUUUAAUUCAAAGAUAACAAAAGUUCUUGUAAGGUAAAUAAUGUAUUUAGCAUGAAGCAUGAAUUAUUUUCAUAUAAAUAUAGAAAAAUAGAGAAAAGGCUAUGCCUCUAAUUUUUAAGCCCAUAGGCUUAGUUUGUUUUUUGGGGGGGUUGUUUUGAUUUUUUUUUUCUUAUUUCUUUUUCUUUUUUGGAAGCAGGUGUUUUCAAGGUUUAACCUUUUUCAGGGACAAAUACUGACUGUUGGGGAAUUUACUCUGCAAUAUAAAAAAAUAAAAUAAAACUUCAUGCUCGGGUAGGGCUUGGAUGGUUGAAUUAUAUUGCCUUGUCUGCACAUUCAGCCCCCUUCCCCUACUUCUCUGUUUUUUGAACACGUUUGUCCUUUCUUUGUCUUUACAUGUAUUAACAUUACGCAAUAAUUUUGAGGGCAAAGCAAGUAGUGAGUGUGUAUGAUUAAGACUCCAGGAGGAGACGUUGAAUUGGAGGUUGGGGGCACGGGGAGAGAGAACUUGCAAUUUGGUUUGGACGGGGUGAUGAUGACGCAAAUUUGCUCAUCUGCCAUGACGGAACAAGUAACGAAAGGGCUUUUAUUUGUGUUCACAAAGUGACUAGAGACGCAUGGUAAAGAAACGUCUUGUUUAUGGCGUAUCUGCUUUACAGUGAUGACCCCAUAAACUGAUAGAAGGCUUUGCGAUAAGGGCAACUAUUUAACUCAAAAAAACACUGGUUUCAAAAGGCGUGAUCUUGAGAUGACUUCCAAACUUAUAGGAUGGAAUCUAAGGGGACAUAUAUUUGUCAUGCGUCUUUACGACAGCCCCCCUUCCCGCUGCAGCCCAUCAUACAUCCUGAAAAAUGACUGCAUGCAGUUAGAAGUGGAAGUUGUCAAUCCUUCAAAGAAAAGCAUUAUGUGUUUGUAAGGGACUCCUUGGAUCCCAGCCGUAGACUCCAAUGGACUAAAUGCAGCUUUCUAUUCAUUGCAACUAGUUGUGGUGGUGUUUUGGAGAGGAGUGGGGGUUGGACUGUUGACAAAAAAUGCAAAAAGCAUUUUGGGGAAUAUCAUUUUCAGACAUGGGGAAUUUAUUCAAGAAAGUAUAUACAGCAUGAACAGGGAAUUCAUGCCAACAAAGGCUUGAAAUUACACACACCCUUCAGCAAGUUCAACCUAUGCGUUUCUAGUUUUCUCAAUAUGGUUUCCAAUUACGUAUAGAUGGGAUGAAUUCUGUAUCUGUGCCCCUCCUGCCCUAAAAAAAGUAACACUGGUUUAAGAAGCAGCACAAACAUUUUUAAGAGUUAAAGAGGUAAGAAACCAUGUCAACAAAUGUAAGACUUUUCUCUCUGAACAAGAGUGCCAUAUUGUAACUGCCAUGGAGUUUCACCAGGCCUGAGCAUAUCUUAUGAAACAUAAAACGAUCUGCUUGCCUAUUUAGUGGAAUGAAAUAAAUAUUCCACCCUAAGGCUUUUUUAGUCAAGAACUGGAAGGAUUCUGAAGUCUGAUUAUUGUUGCUUAUGCCAGUGUUAUCACUUUCUGUAAGUACUGUAUAGAGAGAAAAAUAGAGGUUACAGCAUGAUGUAGCAAUGUGGAGUCUAUAUGGUGACCCAGAAUGUCUUCUGAAUUGCUAACUGAAAUGUGGUCCAGAGAGGCUAAAUCCUGGACUUGGCUGGAAUACUGGCUUCGUACUGGGCCAGUCCUUGAUCCAGAGCUUGUUUGCCUCAGCUCUGACUUCUUUCCACAAUUGCAAGAAAUUAAGAUGUCAGCUGUGAAUCCAUGACACAAUGCUGUAUCUUGGCAGCCUAGCCUUCCGUAAAUAUACCUGUACAGCAGCCUCGCCCAACUCCCCAGCCCUGCAGAUGUGUUGGACUACAAUUCCCAUCAUGCUGGCUGGGCAGAAUGGAAGUUGUUGUGUCCUGACACAUCUGGGCGGUGCCAGGUUGGUGUACAACAUGGACAUCCAGCAGUGCACUGAAAGUUGAAUUAUGAAUUUGCAGGCCAUUGCGCCUGUCUCUUUCCCAUACGCUCACUAUGGUGGACAAUGCCUUUGGGACUGUCUUCUGCACAAGCCCCAUAAAAAAAAUAAAUUGGAAGUGUGCAAGCUUCUUUCAUAACUGCCAUUCCUUUCAGUGAGGUUUCUACAUGAGCAGAGUUUCCAGUCAAUUUAAUGAGUCUUGUUUAGGUGAAGUUCCUUACUGUUCAUGCCUUGAGUGCAUUUUAAAUCAUUCAUGUAUCAUUCUAAUUUGUCAUGCAUUCCUUUGACUGGAGUCACGCCAUGUAUACAUUUUGUCUAUAACAGGUGCAUACCCAAAAUAACACCAUUUGCUUCAGUGGUUCCCUCUGAAUAUAUACACCAUUGUUACUAGCACAAAUGUUUUGUGCACAAAAAUGCUUUUGUUGUUGUUUAGGAUUUUGACUGACAAAAUUACAUCAGGUUAACUUUUUGGGGUGGCGGAUAGUGUAAAUAUUGUUUCACUUAAGUACCUUAAUUAAGUACCUAAUUCUUAUUAGAUGUAGCUCAGUAACUUGGAUGGGCUGCUGAAAUCUUGGCUUGUCUGUCACACUGCCACUUCCAAAAACAUCUUUAAUUUUUUUUAAAAAAAUCCCAGCAUUAAAUUCUAUGGUGCCAACUUCUUAUUUUGAUGCCAUGCUGAAGUGAAAGCAUUUAGGUCCAAUUGUAGACUUCAGCUACACUGAUGCUGUUAUGUCCAUUGAAUACAUGUUGGGUUGUAUCCUCUAUACUUGUUGAGCCUCAUACCCUUGUGCUACAGCCAUUUUGAAAACAGUGGUGAGCAUUUUUCUAUGCUCAUUUUUCAGCAGCACUAUUUUUUAUUAAAGAUCCUAAGGGUGCGAUCCUUUGCAUGUUUAGAUGGGGGGGGGAAGUCCUACAACUGGCUGGGGCAUGCUGGGAAUUGUAGGAUUUUUUCUGUCUAAACAUGCAUAGGAUUGCACCCUAAAUAUGUUGAGUUUAAUUGAGGAAUUAAAAAAGCUUCCAAGUCAAAGAAUUCAUGACAAUUUAUAUAUUUUACUGACAAAUUAUUUUUGUGUGAACAUUUUACUGUGGGAAAUGGCUGCAAGCUAGGAAUGUUAGUAAAGAUGAAAAAUGUAUUUUUAUAUCCCUCUUAGUUUGGAUGCUGAAAAUUGUGGGCAUGAUCCAGCUACCAUGCAAGACCUGAGGGUAUUCUGAAGGUGAGGGCUGGUCAGGAGGUGAGGGCUCCUUACUGGGAGCCACGGAUUUACUAAACCAAGCCAAGGAGGCUGGGGGGAAAAGCACAGAGAAUGCUGGAGAGUGGCAUAGAGUAGACGCUUGGAAUUUGCAACCAGCACAUAGUUGCAGGGUUCAGGUAACUGUUGGACAAAUGAUUCACCCGUCCCUUCCCUGUGUGUUCUUAGCAUAUAGUCCAGUAAGUCCUUGACUGCCAUUUGAGGCUGAGGAACACAAAACUGCCUGUUUAGGGGUGUCUAGCUCCUGCUUCUGAAGCUGCUGACCCUGCUGUUGCAUUCUUUCUUCACCUUCAAGGUGCUUUGGUUUGGGGUGAUGUAUCAGAAGGCCCUCAGCUACAGGGUGCCUGGAUGGGGAUGCAGAGGGUCCUUGCCAAACGGGGCAUGUUGUAGGACACUGGGGCUCUGCGUAUUCACUGUAACUGUCCACCGGAUUGGGACAGAUGCAUCCAACUGCCCCUAUGUUCCUCCCAAUGUAUUUGGACACUUACUGAACCUCUGCACCAUAGGUUGUGCACACACUUCUGCAGGGACUGGACUUCAUAAAAUCACUUUGAUGUAGACUUCUGUCUUCAGAAACAGUGAAACAUUUAGAAUUAGAUCCAGAUUUCACCUUCCAUGAACAUAUGAGCAUCAUUCGUGGGUGGAAGGGCUCCUUCUGUCAAUGGAAGGGUUUUGUUUCAUCAGAGGGAUCCCACUGAAGGAAGGUGGGUGUUGACUUUUGCCCAUUUUCCCCUCCCUUUGCAGCCCCCAAUGCCACCACCCACAUUGUCCUGGAGCCCCCCCUGCCCCCCCCCCAAAAAAAACCCACAUUGGAGCAGGAUUUUGGAAAGGUGCAGGGGGUUGUAAGGGGGGAGGAAAUCGGAAAAAAUCACCUCUUCUCCCCCUUUGCCAUCAGGAGCAGUUCUCAUGGGAUGCUCUUUCCAGCAGGAGCAGAGUCUGGAUCCAAGUCGCAAAGUCUAAAGAUCUCUCUGGGCUGCUUUAUUUUAUCAAAUUCCAACUUUGAAUCCUCAGUAAAUCUGUUGUUAGAACUGGCAAUAACAGACCUUUGUCUCAGCAACUUGGAUGGUGGCCGCUUUGUACAAGUGUGCUGCUGAACCAUGUUUUCUGGUGCACUCUGAAUUAGACAAUAUCAUUCAGAACUCCCCGAGGUGUGCCUUGGCAAUGAAGCUGCUGCCACGCUUGUGAAACAAGGGCUGUCUCAUUCACUCCUGUCCUGUUCAAAGGCUUGUGUUUUGCGCAUUGACUUGUCCCCUAGUACAGAAGCAAAGGAGCGUAGCUCUGCUUGCACAGAGGCCCACAUGUACAAUAAAACCUUUCAGAUUGGGGCUGAUGUGGGCAUAGUCACAAGUCACUCCUAGUUUGUGGCAAGGGGGUGGGAGGGGGACACCCAAAUGACACAGAUCUAAUGUGAGAAGUGCAACAUUAUGCAGCAAGGCUUGUGAACCUUUGAUCAGAUGUUGAGUCUUGCUAGUCACAUGUAUUUGCUCACACAUUGCCUUUUUGUGUUGCGUGUAGCUUAGGAUAGAGGAGCAGUCAGCAACGUGACAUCCCUGAUUGUAAAAUGCAUUGCGCAAAAUAGUGAUCAGCGUCAGUGAGCAUAGAAGAGAAUUGGCUUUCAAUCAUAUGGACUUGCCAAAAGUUGUUUUUCCCCCCAUCCGUUCAGACUAUUUUCUUUUGAACUGGGGAAUAGAAAGAUGACUUGAAAGCCAAAUAACUUACGGCGCAAUCCAAUUUUAGAUGGAAAAAUGUCGUACUAGAGAGUUGACUGACUUUUUUCUGUCUAAACGUCCACAGGAUUGUGCCCUGGCUGAACUAAGUUGAGGCUCUUCUGGUAAGACAAAAGCUGUACGGCUGCUUUGCACAUGCAGAUUAUUAGAUUCUGCACCAGCAAAAAGGCAACCUGGUCUUAAGGUUAAUCAAUAUGGUUCUCACAUACAAAGGCAGUUGACUUCAAAAUGAAAAUGAGCAAGGUGAAACUCAGUUGUCGGCUACUGGAUCUGUUAUUUACAGAUAUGUGGGUUGUUGUUUUUUAAGUAUUCUUCCACCCCCAAACCAAAACCAUUCAUCCCUCUUGGUUAAGUAGCAGUUACAUCUAAGAGUGUUCUUCACAAAUCUCCCUGUAAUAUGUAAAACACUGUUAUGCACAUAAAUGCAGCACUGUGAUCUAAUUUAAAUAACUUUAUUUAUACUAAAAAUGUAAUAUACAUGAAUACUUUGCUAUGGUGAUAACUUUUCGCCCAUUUCCUUACUUUCUACUGUAGGGAAUUAAAAGCUGUAGUUCACAACUCCCAUUUUAUUUUUCAUAAAAAUCUGUAUUGUUUUGGUGCAUUUUGGGGUUUGUUUUUUUAAGUUAGAUGUUAUAACAAUUACGCAAUAUUCUGUGCCUCCACCUGUAUGAACUUUUCUCAUAUCUUUGUUCAUGCUUCUAUUAUUCACACACAGACCCCAUUUUCCUUUUAAUUCUCAGUGAGGAACCGGGUGGGGAAACAUUUUGGUGAGGAUGGGGCAUCCCUUUUGGUACUCUUUCUUGAAUCAAAGUGCAAAAUUGUCUGCGCAGUGGUUUUACAGUGUUAACUAUGUCCAUGCAAUCCUUCCAUAACUCAGCCAACAAGUACUUCUUUCGCUGACCAAUAAUAAUAAUAAUCUUGGUAAGGUCUGUCUAUAGCGUUGUAUCUUUCUCCACAUUUAAAAUUACAAAAUAAAAGUUUAUAAAAGUUGAAAACAGGCUUCUUCAUAGACCUUAUCAAGCCAAAUUCUUUUUUUAUCAAGGUUCUUGGCAUUCAAAACUAUAUUUAAAAUACAUUUUCUUUUCACUGUGUUGUGUUUUCAGAUGAGUACAGGGAAGGGCUUCUGUUCUUGCAGUUCUAAUAGAAUCAAUACAGAGCUAAGAACCACUCUUACGGUUUUGGUUCCAACAGAGCAUGCACAGAAGAAUCAGGGCUUCUCACCCGGAGGCUUAUUUUUUGACAGGCUGGAAUCCCACCAAUCAGCUUUCUGGUGGGGGAGGAAGAGCUGGAUCAAGCCACUCUCCAUCCCAGGCCGUCAGCUGGUAGAAUGUAAGCAUCUUUACAAGGGCAGCGCAUAAAUGUGGCUAUUGAAUGGGAAUAAAAUUUGUGGCGUGCCUACAUGCUUUCCUACCCAUCUCCGUGCAGAAGCUGGAACCAGAGCAUUUAUAUUGCUCUGUGCCAAAAUCAUUUACUGGAUCCAAACUUCCAAUACAGCUGAUACAUCUUAGAAGUGGGACAUUUACAACUGUAGCUUGAAACCCAGUUUUCCCCCUCACUCUAAUUCUUGCCUAGAAUGUUAAUAUAGUGUUAUUCUUUUUCUUUUCUUUUCUUUUCUUAAAGUUCAUUGAGCUUUUUUAAAGUAAGUUUGUAGGAGGAACAAUGGUUUUAUCCUGGUUUCACUUCUGUAUUAUACACACUCACUACUUCAGUCUGCCUUGGUGUCAAAUGUUGGAAGGGAUGGGGGUAGGGAAUGAUUUCUGUGUGUAUGAAAAAGCAUUAUGAACUUGUACAUUUUUAUACUCUUCUGUAAUAUUUUUGAAAUAUUUUUGUUCUGCAGAAAAAAAAGUGAUGAAGCAAUCAAAAGACCAAUAAGUACAAUAUCAAUGCUUUAGGGGUCAUGAGACCUUCACUGGCCAAUAGGUUAAUUUAGUACAGCAAUAAGCCAAUUUGUUUUCCUUUCCUUCUUUUUUGUUUUUGGUUUUUAUUCCUUUUUUAAAAUAAAAUAAAAUGCUGUACUAGGUGUGUGGAACUGCCAGUUUCAUUAACAUAAAAUGAGAACUGUGAUGGGGGCAUAAACAGUGAUGUUAAGUUGUAUUUGUGUUUACCUAAAUGAGCAGUCGAAAGGCAAGUGCAAUCAGCCAGAAAUAUUGGGGGGAAAUGUUGAUCUAGAGGCAUACUUGCAUUUUACGUUUCUUGAUGUGUAAUCAUAUUGCCAAAGACAAACUCUUUCAUCAGUUAUUAUUGUAAAUAACACUUUCCCAAAACCUACCAUAAAGUUUCUGUGAUGUAUUGUCUUCCAGUUGCAAUAAAAAUUACUGAGUUGCAUCAAUUGAAUAA